Solanum pennellii is the source of this 802-nucleotide messenger RNA. RefSeq lists its product as uncharacterized. The record is from RefSeq and is a predicted model, not a curated record. Lineage: Eukaryota; Viridiplantae; Streptophyta; Magnoliopsida; Solanales; Solanaceae. Bases 150 to 461 code for a protein of 103 amino acids. The transcript has 6 exons.
UUCAACUUGCACAAGAAAAAAAAAAAGUAAGUGAAACCAUAUUCCAUUUGGUAAAGCCGCAAUAUUUUCAAUUGGCUAAAUACUUUUCUGAAAAAGCUGAUUUUCAAAGUCACUGCGUCUUUGCUACGGCGUUUAAUUUUACCGAAAAAAUGGGGGAUUCAAACAAUCUUGAAGAAUCCUUGAAACCCUUUUACCAGAGAGCUUCAGAGGCUGAGGAACGAUUGGCAAGACUUGAAAUUUCAGUCGCUAGUAAGACAGAUCAUAAAAACGAGGAAUUGGAGAGAACAGUUGCUGGACUCCAGUCAAAGCUGAAAGAUGUCACUGCUGAGCUUGAAGCAGAACAAGAAAAGGGACACAAACAGGUCGAACAAUUAACUUUAGAGAAUGCAAAGCUCAAAUAUCGUAUCAAACAUCUAGUUCGAUCGCUAGAGGAGGUUCUUAGCAAGUUGGCAUCGAAGUGAGGGUGUCUGUUGAAACAUCCUCCCCUCCUUCACAAGGCUGGGGUAAUUUUUUCUGAAGCAGGAUGAUAGAUAGCUCUUUUACUUCAAAUACUUAGUUGCAUGUUAGCAAAGGAGUUAUUUUAACUGUUGAUUCUUACGCAUGAGUUCUAAGAAAAAGAGUUUAAAUUGUACUCAUUUCUAAAAAAAACAUUUUAAAAAAUCAUAAUCAUUGUUGCGUGCAUCUCAACUAAUUUCACGAUGUAAUUGAUACUUUCCAUCAGCACAUGUAUCAGAUUACUUUGUCUAUCAAAGCUUUGGACAAAUAUUAAUAUUAAAUGUGUGUACACCUCAAUUAUUUCAAA